AUGAACAUCUCCAGGUUGGUGAAUUUGCUUGCAGUGGCAAGUGCCACGACCCUUCUCAUCAUCGCACUCGCCAUCGGGAUAGAGGUCUGCAGCAACGUUUUCGAAUGUGGUGAUAAGGCGGUGCGAAUUUAUGGCAUUCUGCUGCUUGUCGGAGCGAUUUUCCUUGUUACCACGACAAUACUUUACUUUGUCAGCUUCUUCAAGAACACAUUCUGGAUACGCAUUUCCUAUGUGCUAGUGGGCAUUCUGGGUGUGCUGUCGAGUCUAGCGGGAACUCUUGUGUAUCCCUACUUGGCACCAGAGUUUUGGGGGCAAUGGCUUUCAACCAUUGCAGCGACGAUAGCACUCUCAUUCACCAUCAGUGUAGUGGUUUCCUUCUCAAAGAAGAAGAACUAG
Messenger RNA from Mesocestoides corti, 396 nucleotides. Lineage: Eukaryota; Metazoa; Platyhelminthes; Cestoda; Cyclophyllidea; Mesocestoididae. The record is from the annotation of a GenBank genome assembly.